Molecule: messenger RNA, 6983 nt
Organism: Chelmon rostratus (copperband butterflyfish)
Lineage: Eukaryota; Metazoa; Chordata; Actinopteri; Chaetodontiformes; Chaetodontidae
Gene: cnsta
Product: consortin, connexin sorting protein a
Exons: 13
Coding region: 141-2663 (840 amino acids)
Biological process (GO): positive regulation of Golgi to plasma membrane protein transport
Cellular component (GO): plasma membrane; transport vesicle; trans-Golgi network
Molecular function (GO): connexin binding
Source: RefSeq, a predicted model, not a curated record
UAGAAUCAGUACAACGACUUCCCCUGCUAAGUGUCUGAUGCCCGAGCUCUUACCAUUCAGUCAACCUUGCCAGCCGCUUAAAGAAAGGUUUGUCACUGACCUUCAGGCAGAAAGGUCAAACGUUGUGAGGGUGGUACCAGAUGGAUCAUGGUGGUCAGUUUGAGAGGGAGGACAUAGGAAUGUCUCAAGUUCAGGUGGGCGGGGUUGACCUCUGUGAUAACCUAUGCAGCCCCGAGCCUCUCACUGCCCAAACUCGAAAUCUCAAUGAGACAAACACGCUCGCACAGACUCCAAGUCUCUCUCCUUCACAAAAAGAAGACACAAGGGGGCGUGGGCUCAUCCAAAAAACAUCUCUCAGAAACAAUGGGAAGGACAUGGAGGAGGGAUACACAAGAGGAGGGAGAGAGGAGGAUGAGGAAGAGGACAUUGAUGAGGUGAUGAAGGAAGAAGAGGAGGAAGUGUCAGAGGGAUCAAGUUCUCUAAUUCGCUGUCAGUCUCCAGACACUCCCAUGACUGAUUCCUCCUAUUCAGAAACUGGCAGUCUGUUGGAGGGUCCAUAUCCUUUCAGUCCUGGGACCAGUCCAGAGCCCACAUCUCCUGUCAUUCCUGUGGUCAGUCCAGAAACUGCACAUCCCAUCUGUCAAGUGGCGCUGAGCCAGAGUGAUGUCGAAGUGGAGUCUCAUACCUCCAACACUGAAUCAGUUGCCACCAACUCAGGGUCCAUUACAUUGGGACCCACCUUCACCACGGGGCCUAUAGAUUCUACUGCACUACCUAUGACCUCAGACGCCAGGCCUGCCAGCCCGCCUGAGCAGACAUGUAUCACAGAAGCUACAGACUGGAUAGCAAAAAAUACUAGCUUCACUACAGAAGAUCUUACCUCAUCCACAGAGCCCUUCUUCGACCAUGGGCUCUCAUGUGCCAGAGGGUUUGCCACUUCAUAUACAGCACCCAACGCCUCAACUACAUUUACAGUUACAGCUUGCACCACAAGGCUCAACACUUCCAUUGCCUCCACUCCUAUGAGUGCAACAACAGGACCCCUUACCUUUACCACAGGGCCUACAACUACUGGUACAGAACCCACUUCCUCCACAGGACCUCUAAUCCCAAAUUGGGAACAAAUUACCUCCACUCCAGUGCCCACUUGUUUCUCUUUCUCCACCUGCACCACAAAACCUAUUCCAAGCCCUGUUCUGCUGGAGUCUCUUGAGCAGUUGGCACAAAGAGGAGAUGACACUCACCUUCCACAUUACCUUCACCAGAUUGCUGAGACCUUUGUCCUUCACAAAGACUACGAGCGGGCAUUAUGGUGCAUCCAGCUAGAGAGGCUCUAUCACCAGAGAGUAUUGGACAACCUGAAUGCACUACAAGAACAGUGGGAGAGUCAGUGUAGAAGGACUUCCCCCAACCUGGCAACGCAGCAUCUGGACACUCUUAAACACAUCUGCCAGACGCACAGUCGACCAAGAGCUAAAGAUGCUGUGUGUGCGUCUCUGGACAUUUUGAGGCCUCCAUUAGAAGACGGUGGUGCGCUGCCUCCAUGUACCUCAGCCCAUCACCCUGAAGACUCCUCUUGUUCACAGGGCAGCUAUCCAGUCAUACCCUCCAUUAUUUUAGCUGAUGGGCUCAAUUCCCCUGAGAUCUCAGCAAAGGACAGGGAAGCCCCAGACAGGCCAUUAGAGGGGAGGGAAGGUUUCCAUGGAUCUCAGCUGACUGACAGGCAGGGCAGUGACAGAGAGGGAAGAGAGGCGGACGGUGGGGUAGGAUACACCACUCCAGUCGUAGGAAAUGAACUGCACCCCUCUACAGCUGAAGAAAUGGAUCAGUCCAAGCCCGCAGAGCUGCAGGGAGGAGAUUUAGGUCUAGCACCGGAAAAGGAGGCAAAAAGGGAGGAAGAGGAGAGGGACGUGGAGGAGGCAGCUGAGGCUUUGGAGAUGGAAGAAGAGGGAGAGGAUGAAGAGGAGGAGAAGCAGAAGGAAGGAGAUUCUCCUUUUUUUCAGAAAGCUCUCCCAGUGGAGACUCUGGUCAGUGGGGCAGAGGUGGAGGUACAGCAGCUGCACCAAGAAGCCCUAGCUGAGGAGAAGCUACAUGAGGACACCCAGGAGAGCACGAAAACCAGCCGGCACCAGGAGGGCCACCUUCCUCACGAGGUUCAUCUGAAGCAGCAGGAGCAGGUUGAGGAGGAGGAGGUGGAGGAGGAGGAAGAGGAGGAAUAUGACUAUGAAGUAGAACAGGCUGACAUCAUCAGAGAAGCGGCCUCACUCGAUGACAUGGCUAAACUCAUCACUGUUGAGGAGAUGUCUCCUGCCUCAGGCCUGGUCUCCAUAUUGAAGAAGCGGAGUGUUUCCGUGGACAGCGAGAGUGUGUCUGCCGGCUCAGAGCCGCAACCCGACAAACCCUCUGCCAAAAGGCGCGUCCGCUUCAGAGUCCCUGAUGAUGGCUAUGAACAUGAUGUUGGCGGUGGGGACUCCUGCCUCCUUCUCUUCCUGCUUUGUCUGGUUACAGUAGUGAUCAGCGUGGGUGGCACUGCCCUGUACUGUGCUCUGGGCGAUUCCCACUCAUCAGUCUGUCAGGACUUCUCCAGAAAUGCAGACUUCUACAUUGGCCAGAUACAGCGCGGGAUAUCUUACAUGCAACAUUGGUUCAGCCACGGGUCAUAGCAGCAAACAGUUUGGAACAUUGUGGAACCACUGGCCUUACUGUUUAUCACUGUCGGUUCCAGCAGUUCUGACUGCUUCCUGUUUUCUGAGGUAAUGGUGCCUGGCAGCUGCUACAGUCUCUGUCCCUAUGUGGAGCAAGUGGCUAUUAUGCUGCCUAAUUGGCUGAAUGAUUAUAUCAGAUGCGGUUGGCAUUUGAAAGCCUGCUCUACUGCAUUUUUAAUGCUGUUUGAAUACAAUCCCAGGGUUGACUGAGACUAAAAGUCGUAGGUCAGAUGUCCCUUCACAACACACAUUUGAAAGGGAAAGCAGAGGAAAGAGAGAAGGGGAUAACUGGAGAAUGGAGACUGCAUAACAGAAGAGGAAGAACUGACCUACACCUCUCAACCCUACCAGAUUAAAUAUGUUAUAAAUUCUCAAACUAGGUUCAUGUGAAUCAUGUGUCUUAUUUAACCUGUCAGCCAGUGAUGCUCAAGUUUUAAAGUCACUGGUAGAUAAAUCAAUCAUGGCUGGAUACAAACUUUCACUAACUCACACUGGACAUCAAGACUGAGUUCCCUCAGUUAAGAAAAAGAACAAAGUCAUCUGCAACCCACUGAGAUGUAAAAAAUAAAUAUGUAUAGUUUGUUAGCCGGGGGGCACAGAGGUGCUCUCCCCACACACUGCACAAAUGGGAAGUGCUCCAGUGGGCAUUUUAUGGUCUGCUGCAACCACUAGUGUUGCUUUUACUGUUGACUUUUUUAAAUCGCAAAUGAAAUUUUAAAAUGAGCAAACUGUUAUGUGGUUAAUUGGAAUGAAAUCAUUGUCUUAAUCGUGUCUUAAUCAACCUUUGAAUGAAUUUUUGGAGUUUAAUGUUUGCUUUGUGUCAUCUGUGGGGCAUUUAUAUAUGGUCAGAAAGAAAAGAUUGAAAGGGUUAUUUUGGUAUUGUAACACUGAGCUGCUAAUGGACAACAGGCACAUCAGAUAUGUCCCAUGGGGAAAAUUACACAGUUCAAUUGCAUGUAACAACUGUGAUCUUAACAUUGCAUUUGCAAUGAGCAGUUGCUGAAGAAAUCUACAUCCGCUGCUCAGUUAUACUCAAUGUACUUUUCCCCCCACACACAUUUGACAUAAGUGUCCUGACGCUGCCCUUGCCUGUAUAAUUACCAACAUUGAGAUUUGGAGUGAGGUGACAUGGUCGCCACUGGAAACUUUAGUCCAAACUCUGCGUUUCUGGGUUUUAAUGAGCUAGAUUUAGCUUUGUGUAGCAUAUGCAACAUGUACAGCAACACAGUGCACCUCUGUAUGUAUUGUUAUAAGAAUGUUUAACAUGUUGCACAUAAGACUGGUACAUUUUUUUUAGUACACUGCAAUAUUUCUACAGGUAUUUUUGUGUUGGUUCUAGACUUAAUGCAGGCUUUACAUGAUUUAAAGAAGAAACAAACAAUAUCCAUAUCCACAAACUUGUUUUCAGGGUCAGUGUGAAAAGUACAUGCCAGUAUACAGUAGUUAUGCACAAAUACGUUGAACAGAAUGUACUCCACACAGGUCUGGCUAGGUUUGGAAUAUUUCAGUAAAAUCAAAACUGCUAAAUAAGAAUUGUGCUAUUAAUGCUAAAAGCAAUUACUGAGUGUACUUUAGCAGCACAGGAUUGUUAUUGAUGGACUCAUUUGAAGCACUGUUUUGAUCCAGCUCUGCCCGCCUACCGUGUGUGUUUGCUGUUCUCAGAGAUUCUGGCCAUCAGAGUGCGAUUGUCAAUGUUUUCAGUUUUUCCCAAACUACUUUAGUGCAACUCAGAAUGAUUUUGGCCUUCUUUAAGACUCGUGUACUUAACAUUUGCCAUUUUUGUGAAACGCGUCUUAAUUUGUUUUGGAAAAAGGCUUACACUUUGUCCGUGAAACCAAGCCUUCACUCUCACACCAGUGCUUUAACUCUUAUUUCUAAUCAUUUUAAAGCAAAUGUCAGUCUUAUGGGGUCAUUUUACUGCUUAAUCUCACUGUUCCUUCGUCAGACCUUUAGUUUUUAGAUUUCAUUUCAACAUAUUGCAAUGUUUGCUGUCCUGUUAAUUUUAUGUCCUUUCAUUUGCUGUAGGAGUGGAUGAUGCCAUAAAAAAAUGCCCUAGAAAAACCACAUAUCUCACAACGGUCUGAAUUGUCAUGAUGUAAAGAAGAAGAAAAAAACAGUAUCAAAGAGGAGACAUUUAAGAGUCUCAUCUAUGCAUUUAUAACCAUAUUAUCUUUCGCAUGGUGUGUCACUCACAAAACCCUGAACAUUUGUUUGAGAUAUGAGGUUUUCCCAGGACAUAAGUUAUUAGUAAUAGUAGAUUUAAUUCUUGUGUUUAUUUGCACAUGUCGUCUGGCUGGUUCAGAUGACUAUCACUCAGAAAACCUCUUAUUUAAUCUUCUGGAUGAUUUUAAUUAUUUAUAAUAGAAGGGAUGUCAAGUCUAGGCGGUUCAGGAAAAGGAGAUGCAUCUUCUUUUUGUUUGUUUUCUUAACUUGAUUAUUGUCAUGCAUCAGACAUGUUUUUCACCUCUUAAAUCACCGUUUGUUCUUAAGGAAGAUUUCAUGCUCUAACUCUGAAUUCCAUCUGGGUCAUCAUUAUAUGUGGUUUAUUUUCAUUCAUUUUCAUCUUUCGCCCUCACACACAAGAUUGUUAAAAGCUUCAUGUUUCUCCCAUCUUUAAGCAUAGGAUAUAUUUUCAUGUGUUUUAACCAACUGGUUUUUAAUAGAGCAUUAGAAAUGAAUGAAUGAAUGAAAAGUCAUGUUUUUUUGUGUGUGUGUGUGUGUGUGUGGAUCGGUACCUGAUGAAAGCCGUUUUAUGACUUGUUUGAUGAACUCUUCCACUUUGUUCUUACAGAUUGUAAUGAGAAGAGGUUUUUAUUUUUUCUUGUUAAAACACCUCUUCCCUGUUAUGUCUCAUGUUAAAGCCUUUGAAAAAAGUUGUUUGUGAGCCUCCAUUCUGUCUCUUCUGCAACAAUGCUGACCGGUAUUCUUGUUCACGCAGAAGGUAAUGGGCCAAACUUGAUGUUUUCAGAUUUUGAAACUGAUGUAAAAACGUUCCCAGUUUCAGUGCGCAGAGCUUAAAAGUGUACUGGUGCACAAAGAGUUAAAGUAGGCUCUCUAUAAGGCUUACUGUGGAUGUGACUGUCUCAGUCAUGUAGCAAUACAUGUAGCCCCUUGUGUACAGCAAUGUUACUCUCAACAGCAUGUUGAGGACAUAAUGAAUAGACUAAAACUUAAAAGGGCUAUGGUCACAAAAGUCCUGCAGUCUCUUUCCUUGCCUCUUUAUUUCUUGUCAGUCUGGCUUCUAUGACAGGAUGUAUGUUUAAACUUGCUGGAAAAUAAACCUGCCUCAUGAGUCAAAUCUUUGUUCUGAUCAGAAGGAACAGACUCGUCCUCUGUGGAAGCAAAGAUGUCUUUGGACCAAGCAUAAAAAUUGCUUUUACAGUCACAUUUUUGUAGAUUUGUUCUCUCCUGGAAAGCAGCAUGCAUAAUGUGAUUGACCAUAGCAAAUGUUUGAAUCACAAAGCUUGUGGCUCAUUCCCAGCUCAGCACAUCGAGAAGGAGAGAAUGUUUGAAAUCACGACUAAUUCAGUACUAAGGUUUAAGACCAAAUUUGAUUUAAAAUGACAGGAUAUUAUCACAGAGACACUUAGACACCUUAGUAGCCUCAGUGAUGUAGAUGGAUAGACAUAUGGAUACCAAGUCAAGUAUUUAAACACUAGCUAAUGGUGUUUAUGUAUCUUUCUUGCUUUUACUUAAGCUGCAGGAAAAUGGAGGAGUUUCAGGAGGAUUGUGAGCCUGACAUCAGAUAGUUUUGCAGUAACAGGAAGGAACAACAGUUUUGAUCUCAAAUCUGGGAGCUGUCACACUGGGUAAAUUUAAAUAAGGUUAUGUGACUUUACCUGCUUUAGUUGGAGAACUAACAAAGAUGCUGGUAUUAGCUAAUGUUAGACCUAAGCAUUUAAACAUAUUUGAAUGACAAAAACACUAGUUGCUAGCUGGCAAACUGAAACCACUGAUUCAGAGACGAACACAAGACCUUGAUUCUUGAGUUAUAUUUUCUGCUUCACUGGCAUGAAUGAUACUGUGGCGUCUUGUAUCAUAUUUGAUCUACAUAUAUGUUGUACGUUGCAUAUGCAGAAUAUCCUGGAUUGUGAUGCCAUUGUUAUGUUGAGCAAAAUGUAAUAGUGAUGUCAUAGAACCACAUCAUGAGUUACCCUGUGAUUUCCAGCACUAGUGUACUUGUAGCUGCAAUUCUCAAAGUAGUGUAUUUUCUAAGGUUUUCCUUUUCUUUCCAGAUAAAGGCCAUAUAAGUGAGACACAAGUUACAUGUAUGUGCAG